AUGAAAAAAUUAGAACUACCGAAAUCGGUUCUGGAUAUGAAGUUUAUGAGGAAAGCUAAGGAACGGAAAGAAAGAGAAGUAGAAAAUACUCAAGAUCAUCAUAGUUUGUACUCCAAUAUUAUUACUAGUGAAAUGAGGCAUGCAACAGGAAAUUACAUAUCUGAGACCAGUUUCAUUUUUUGUGAAGACUUAAUAGAAGGAAGAUUAUCUUAUAAAGGAAUGAAUCCGGAAAUAGAAAGACUUAUGGAGCUAGAAACAAAAAAACCAGAAAUAGAUGGAGACAUGCAGAAGGAUAUAUCAGAUGAAUCAAUUACAUCGCUGCCACAUCGCCGACGUCAUAAUAUAUUAGGCAACCCAGUUAACAUCGCAACAGCCCGUGAUGUCGAUGGCCUACGUGACCUGGCGUCAGCGUUUCCCCGAGUCCCACGUUUUUCAACAAGAACUCGGCCACUUGGUUUCCAACAUCGAACCAGUACAUUACUUUUAGAUACUCGCGGGCCGGUUCGCGAUACAUUUUUGCAUAAAUUUCGGGAAUCGCGGCCACGCGGAGGAGGAGUAUCAAGCAAUCGAUACGCAGAGAAACGAGAUGAAAUUCGAGUCUGCGUUUAGGCAGUCUCGCAGGAAUAGACAAUUAGAUAGCAAUAGAAAUUUAGAUUUGUCUGAUUUAAAUUUAGAAUUAAAUACUAUAUUCACUUUGGAACAAAGUAGCGACAUAAGUAGGUUAAAUAGUUCAUUUUUAUUGAGUUCCGAGAGUACCAAUAUGGCGCACGAUCCAGACGCAAUUUAUAAAGUUUUGCGCCCCGUCCCAGAGUUUGAUGGGAACCCUAAUGUUCUCACGCGCUUUAUAAAAAUAUGCGACCAAAUCGUAAUAACGUAUAUGUGUUCGGAACCCGGCAGUGAAUUAUCCAAUUUAUGUCUAAUAAACGGCAUACUGAAUAAAAUUACCGGGCCUGCCGCCAGUAUAAUAAACGCAAAUGGCAUACCCGAUAAUUGGCUGGAUAUACGUAAUGCACUUAUUAAUAACUUUGCCGACCAAAGGGACGAGACGGCCCUCUAUAACGACCUCUCUUUGGCUACUCAGGGUCAGAAGUCCCCUCAGGAGUUCUACGACCAUUGUCAGACCUUAUUUAGCACCAUCAUGACAUAUGUAAGCCUGCAUGAGAGCAUAGCCACUACCAUAGAGGCUAAACGCGCACUGUAUAGGAAACUCACUAUGCAAGCAUUCGUAAGAGGACUGCAGGAGCCUCUUGGCUCGCGUAUUUGGUGCAUGAGACCUGAAACUAUUGAAAAGGCUUUAGAAUAUGUUCAGGAGGAGUUAAAUAUUAUGUACUUACAACAACGUAAUGACUCGGUUAGUAAAAUACCAACGACCUCAAAAAUGGUCUACCCAUCUCCCGUGCAAAUUCCAAAGCCUUCACAUUUACAACCGCCAGUAGCAGGGUGGCCUUCGCAUACUAUGCAAAGGCUACCACCACAACCACCGCAACCAUUUAGGUUUGCGCCUCAGCAGGGGUUCAGGCCUAACCCCUCACAAAACCAGCAUCAGCCACAGGUACGUAUGCCAUCUCGAACCCAGCAGAUGUUUAGUGCUAGGCCGGCUAAUUACAACCCCCAAAGCAAUGUGUUUCGUCUCCCACAAAGGAAUCAACCCAGUACCUUCGUCCCUAGACCCAUGAGUGGUGUUCAGCAUUUCAACCCCAAGCCGUUACCUCCCACCACUGGUCUACGUGGUCAUGAUUGGCGUACCCAAGGUAACCCUCCACCUACAAAUUAUUUUAAAACUAGAGAAAUGAAUAUGAACGAGUGUUAUGAUGGUAACUAUUAUUGCGACUAUAAUUAUGACCCCUACUAUGAAUACCACUCACAGAUUGACGAGACUUACGAUUACAAUAACUACAACGAUUACUCUAACUAUGAGAGGCAACUACCAUAUAUUCAAAUAUCAAACCCGCCUUUAAAAUUGUUAAUUGAUACAGGCGCUAACCAGUCUUUCAUAAACCCACAAGCCAUUGAAACAUACUAUUCUGAAACGCCAUUAAACUAUGAUCCUUUCGAAGUUACAAAUGUCCAUGCAACUACUAGAAAUAACUAUUCAAUCACAUUACCUUGCUUUCCAGAAUUUAAUGAUAAUGAGAAUAUACGCCUCUUUGUCUAUAAUUUCCACGAUUUCUUUGAUGGUUUGAUAGGACUUGAUUUAUUGACGAAAUGGGAAGCUAAAAUAGACCUAAAAGACAGGACCUUGAUUACACGUUCUAUAGUGAACCCAAUUAGAAUGUAUAACUCUAGAAAUGUCAAUUUAUACGAGGACAUUAUUCCUGCUCGUAGUUCUAAAUUAGUAAGAUUACCCAUUAAUGCCCCGGAUGGCGAAGUUUUUAUCCCUGAACAAAUGAUCUGCAAUUGCGUUAUAGUUGAGUGCUUAACAACCGUGACCAACAGCCGUGGUUAUCUAGAAGUUCACAACCUAACAGAUAAUGACGCAAUACUUUCAUUAGAUGAUUUUGUUAGCGCAACCGUAUUUAAUUUAGAAUGCGACGCGACAGCAUCACGCGCAAAAGAUGUAAUAUCACGCUUGCGAACUGACCAUCUUAACGAAGAGGAAAAAGUUAAUCUUAUCUCCCUGUGUUCACGAUACGCGGAUGUUUUUUAUAUAGAGGGUGAACCGCUGUCAUUUACGAAUAAAAUAAAACAUCGGAUCAACACCGCCGAUGAGAUACCGGUUUACACAAAAAGUUACAGAUACCCUUUCAUACACAGACAGGAAGUUAAAGAACAAAUCGAGAAAAUGUUAUCUCAGGGUAUCAUACACCCUUCGGAAUCAGCAUGGAGCUCGCCUAUUUGGGUCGUACCUAAAAAGGCUGAUGCCUCAGGCAAACGGAAGUGGCGUAUCGUGGUAGAUUUUCGGAAAGUUAACGAAAAAACCAUUGACGAUAAAUAUCAGAUACCUAAUAUAGCUGAUGUCUUGGACAAACUGGGUAACUGCCAAUAUUUCUCGACCUUAGACCUGGCCAGCGGGUUCUAUCAAGUAGAAAUGAACCCUGCUGAUAUACAGAAAACUGCCUUUAACGUGGAGCAUGGGCACUUUGAAUUUUUACGUAUGCCCAUGGGUUUAAAAAACAGUCCAUCUACUUUUCAAAGGGUGAUGGACAAUGUUCUCAGGGAGCUCCAGAAUACCAUCUGUCUGGUCUACCUUGAUGACAUAAUUGUUUUCAGCACCUCUCUCCAAGAACAUAUAGUAAAUUUAGAAAAAGUAUUCCAAAAAUUACGGGAAUCCAACUUUAAAAUCCAAAUGGAUAAGUCGGAGUUCUUAAAGCUUGAAACGGCAUAUUUGGGCCAUAUCAUAAGUAAAGAUGGAAUCAAGCCCAACCCAGACAAGAUUUCAGCUAUACAAAAUUACCCUUUACCUAAGACACCGACCGAAAUAAAAUGCUUUUGAGGCCUCCUUGAUUUCACCAAAGAAUUUGUGCUUACCACCGACGCAUCUAAUUUCGCAAUAGGAGCCGUGUUAUCCCAAGGGCCAAUUGGAUCUGAUAAACCAAUCUCGUUUGCAUCUCGUACUCUCAAUGAGAGCGAGAUAAAUUACAGUACCAUUGAAAAAGAAUUACUCGCAAUAGUUUGGGCAACUAAAUAUUUUAGACCAUACCUUUUCGGACGUAAAUUUAAAGUUUUGACUGACCAUAAGCCCCUCGAAUGGAUUAUGAGUUUAAAAGAGCCCAAUUCCCGUUUAACAAGAUGGCGAUUGAAACUCAGUGAAUAUGACUUCACUGUAGUUUAUAAAAAAGGUAAAAGCAAUACAAACGCGGAUGCCUUAUCCAGAGUAGAAAUCCGUAACGAGGAGAUCAGCUCUGUGGUUGCCAAUCCUUCUGAGAGGCCACCAUCCAUAGAUAAUUCCGCUACCCACACAGCCCAUACUAGCAACGAAAACCCAAUUCUAGAAAUACCUAUAGUAGAUGAGCCCCUUAACAAGUUUCACAGGCAGUUAAUUAUGACUAUAGUAGAUGACAUUAAAAAACGACCGGUUGUGACCAAACCAUUUGAGACGCACACCAAAGUGACUAUCCAAGUGACAGAAUCAAACUUAGAGACCGACGUUAUUAACGCCAUAAAAGAGUACGUUAAUCCCAAAGUAAGAACAGCAUUAUUAAUUAACCCACCAUUAGCAAUGUACAAAAUUAUACCUAUAAUUCAAGAUAAAUUUAGAAGCUCUUCCAUGAAUCUAGUUUUAGCAAAGAAUGAGUUAGAAAAUGUUAAAGAUUACCUGAGACAGCAGGACAUUAUCAGGCAUUACCACGACGGGAAGACAAAUCAUAGAGGGAUAAAUGAAUGUUAUCUCGCGUUAUCUAGGAAGUAUUAUUGGCCUAAAAUGCGAGAUCACAUAACAAAAUACAUAAACGAUUGUAGCAUCUGUGGCCAGAGCAAAUAUGAUAGAAAUCCGAUAAAACAGCAAUUUCACGUAGUACCACCAGCCACCAAACCUCUUGAGAUAGUUCACGCAGAUCUUUUUAUCGUACAAUCCGAAAAGUUUAUAACGUUCAUAGACGUUUUCUCUAAAUAUGGCCAAGCCUAUUAUUUAAAAGAUGGCACUGCAAUAAGCAUAUUGCAAGUCCUCUUAUCAUAUUGUACUCACCAUGGUCUCCCUUUAACGCUCGUCACCGAUAAUGGCACUGAAUUUACUAACCAAUUAUUCGCAGAAUUUCUGAAACUUCAUAAAAUAAUUCACCAUAGGACCUUACCUCACUCCCCUAACGACAAUGGAAACAUAGAACGUUUCCAUUCAACGUUAUUAGAACACCUUCGCAUCCUAAAACUUCAACAGAAAGACGAACCAAUAGGCUAG
This is a messenger RNA of Chilo suppressalis (striped riceborer), 4834 nucleotides long. Lineage: Eukaryota; Metazoa; Arthropoda; Insecta; Lepidoptera; Crambidae. The record is from the annotation of a GenBank genome assembly.